AUGCUAAAAGUGAUCGAUAACUCUGGCGCAGAGCUAGCCGAGUGUAUUAAAGUGUUAAGAAAAAGUCCUAAGAACUGUGCUCAUGUCGGAGAUAAAAUAGUCGUUGUUGUGCAAGAUGCAAAACCUUUAACUUCACAAAUCACAGGUGCGGCAGCUGCAAAUAGAGUUAAAAGAGGUGAUAUAUGUAGGGCAGUCGUUGUUAGAACAAGGUCUCCCAUCCAACGUCCUGAUGGAACAGUGGUUAAAUUUGAUGACAAUGCAUGUGUCCUUGUGAAUCAAAAGGAUGAACCAAUUGGAACUCGUGUAUCAAGUGUUGUUGCUAGAGAGCUUAGAAAGAAAAGUUUCAACAAAAUUGUUUCUCUUGCCCCAAGGGUUGUUUGA
Brettanomyces bruxellensis is the source of this 381-nucleotide messenger RNA. RefSeq lists its product as uncharacterized. Gene Ontology annotation, biological process: translation. The coding region runs from base 1 to 381 and encodes 126 amino acids. The record is from RefSeq and is a predicted model, not a curated record. Gene Ontology annotation, molecular function: structural constituent of ribosome; large ribosomal subunit rRNA binding. NCBI's taxonomy places the organism in Eukaryota, Fungi, Ascomycota, Pichiomycetes, Pichiales, Pichiaceae. The transcript has a single exon. Gene Ontology annotation, cellular component: ribosome; mitochondrial large ribosomal subunit.